AUGGCACUGCAGGGUUGUCCAACCACCAAGCUGCAGAAGAGGGCCAUGGAAAGAUUCUCCUACUCCAACGAUAACCCCAUCAAAUACAAUCCAACUUUGGUGGUAAUCCUCUCACUGUUAUGUAGCGUAACACACGCCACAGGCCAGCUACCUCAUGGAAUGAGAAGUGCACCUGCGCACCACAGGCAUCCCUUUGGUCACCAGGUCGAAGUUAUUUCAGACGGAGAGGAUCUUGGGUUACCUGUACCAGAUUCCUCUUUGACCACACAAUCUUGCACUGUGGCUGUGUCUGAUGAAGUUGAUGGUAUUGAAGACUUUUCGUCAAAGGCAGGCAACAACCGGCCUUCGCUACCUCUGAAACCUCAAUUGCAGCGAGUUGUAAGACCUACACCGCCCAUACGCCUGUUCCAAGACUGGUCUCAAUCGCAGUUUGAUCAUAUUACGACGUCGUCUACACAAUUCACAUCCAAGGAGCUUCCUCGCACUAAGGACCCUCCCCUGAAGCUCCCUUUGCGAGCAUGGGCAAUCGGUUUGAAAAUCUUCAGUGCGGAAGAUGGUUCCGAGCCCCCUGUCUUCGAGUAUGACCCGAAGAACAGACGUCUCACUGUGGCUGUACAUGGACAGUUUCAAUUUUUCCAGUUCCAACAAACCAAUGGGUUUGAAAACAUAACAGUCACGGCUGAUAAUAAAUCCUUGAAAGACAAUGUAGUCAUACAGCUACUGACGGUGAAAGACUGCAAGAUCUGUGAUAACAGAAAAUUAAUAGACGAGUUUGAACCCGUACGGACGAAGACAAGGGAUGGAUGCAAACGAUAUAUCAGAGCUUACUGCUUUCGCUUGGCUGACGCAGCGUCUACACACAACACUGUGAGAUUUAAUAAGCAAGGUCAUCGCCCUAGUCCAUUAAUUCCGGGUGGAGCCCCUGUAGAGGUUGCCUGCUUCAAUCAAUAUAUUAAUAUUGAGAGCACAAAUCAUUCAUCAAUUAUGGCAACCAAUAACUUACCUGUUGAGCUGUGGCUCCUUGUUUUUUCUUUCACCAAAGUCCUUGAAUUUUCCUUGAAUGACCUAGCUGCACUGUGCCAGGUGUGCAUUGCCUUCCACCAUGCAGCAGUCGACUAUUUGUACAAGUCCAUCAUGGUCGACAACUCUGAUGUCUGCACUACCCUUGCAAAGCAUCCCCAUCUUGCAGAGAAAGUCAAGUCAUUCAUCUUUACAUAUCCAACCAUUACAGAGUAUAAAGGUCCUGAGGUGCACUUGGAUAAUCUCACAUUAGCCCUCAAAAAUAUGACCUGCCUCUCGACACUCAAGCUUAUUCAUUCCCAGAAGCGCUACUCAUCUGUCCUUCGAUACUGUGAUGCCAAACUUCAUGUUUUUCAUUGCACCUAUGACGUCGACCGCCAAUUCCUAUCCUUCUUAAUCAAGCAGGACAACAUCCGUGAUCUCGCUAUCACUGCGCCCGGGGAUCCAAUAUUAGAUCAAGAUACUUUCUUUGAGCUCUCAGAGAUACUUCCUCCCACAUCUCUGCCACAUCUAACAGAAAUAUCUGCUUCCCUCUAUUUUUUACACGCCCUUGUGCCUGGGCGCCCGCUUCAAACUCUACGGUUCAAGGUCUACCAUGGACACUCCAAUCAAUGGGGUCUCAAUGACAUUGUCAGCCACUCCACAGUGCCUGUCAGGAAUUUGGGACUUGAUCUCACGAUUUGGCCCUUGCCAUUAUUAUAUAAUCCUCAUGCACAACUUCCAAAUGUUGAGGAAAUCACACUGACGGGUUUCACUACUAAGCGCCGGUUUGUAGUUGGGGGACUUGGAAUCUGGGAAUGGGGAGAUGAUGUACAUCGCAUACUGGCAAACGCGCCAAGUUUGAAAAGGCUGACAUUCUGGAUGGAGGGAGAGCGUGAAGAUGCAUGCACAUGGGCUCAACUUCUCUUCCAGGAGUUCCAUGAUAAGCUGUCCCAUCUUGAGCAGGUCUCGUGCAUGAUUGUUGGACCAGACAUGUCAACAUCAUUCGACUUCUUUGAGGAAAAGUCGGGUUGCCUCGUGAUCGGGCCUCAUGAGGAUAAUCAAACUCGGGGCCAUCGGGCCGCACAUGACAUUCGGGAGCUCAUGCCAGUUCCUAUCUUGUGUUGUUGGACGGGCGAGAAGGACCUUUGCGAUAGAAAGACAUGGAGGUCCCUCCAGCUUGAUCGCAGAGAAAUGGAGGGACGGAUGAAAAUGAAGGCAUUGAAGACUUGA
Messenger RNA from Suillus subalutaceus, 2232 nucleotides. RefSeq lists its product as uncharacterized. NCBI's taxonomy places the organism in Eukaryota, Fungi, Basidiomycota, Agaricomycetes, Boletales, Suillaceae. The transcript has 9 exons. Gene Ontology annotation, molecular function: protein binding. The record is from RefSeq and is a predicted model, not a curated record. The coding region runs from base 1 to 2232 and encodes 743 amino acids.